Ceratina calcarata is the source of this 1351-nucleotide messenger RNA. Its product is annotated as mannose-P-dolichol utilization defect 1 protein. The transcript is spliced from 5 exons. The coding region runs from base 607 to 1332 and encodes 241 amino acids. The record is from RefSeq and is a predicted model, not a curated record. NCBI's taxonomy places the organism in Eukaryota, Metazoa, Arthropoda, Insecta, Hymenoptera, Apidae. Gene Ontology annotation, biological process: oligosaccharide biosynthetic process.
CGUUGCCGAAUAUACAUUAGCAAUCGUUCAUUGAUUGACGAUUAAUCCGAGAACGGAAACAGUUCUGCGUAUAAUAAGGAAACUCACUAAUUCAUAGUGGUGAUACAACACGCGGAGAAACAACAAACUUUCUUAUUCAGAUCACGAAUCUCGCGCGUCUCGACAAGUCCAGACAAAUCUGGACAGAAUUCAAAUCGUAGAACGACGAUCUUUUUGGAGAGAGGAACCUAGAGAGGCGAUCUCUGUAGAUCCUGCAACUCGAUCAGUGGCGCGAAGCGGCUAAGCGGCCACACGCGCCACCAGAGAUGAAAAGCCUUUUCAUCUCUGGCGCCACACUGUAUUUCAGUUUGUAACCUAUAAGGUUUUAUAAAUCAAUUAACUAUUUAUAUUCCAAUUAUAAAGUAUUGUAAAUGUGAUCUAGUUAAAACUACACAAAAAAAAUGUCAUCGUUAUAAUUUCUUAUCGGCGAAGUUUUCCUAUGUAUAAUAUAUACUAACCUAUGUAAGAGUCGAACCGACGGAAAUGAAAAUUACUUCGCAUUAGUUCAUUCUUUAUAUUCCAGUAUUCCACUGAUUCCACGAAGCAGUACACGUAUGCGUAAUAAACAUGGCUCAAUUAAUAAUGAAUUGGUUUUUUACGGAAGAAUGUAUCGAAGAAUAUUUCGACGACUUAAAUUUUUUUCAUGUUGGAUGUUUCAAGGCAACCUUGAGCAAAGUUCUAGCCCUCGGCAUUAUCAGUGGAUCACUUUUCGUUAAAGUACCGCAGAUUAUAAAAAUUAUUAAAAACAAAAGUGCAGAGGGUAUCAGCUUGUUCAGCGUGUUAUUGGAUUUAUUUGCCAUCACUGCAAUGGUAUCCUAUAGUUUCGUCAGUGAUUUCCCAUUCAGCUCAUGGGGCGACGGAGUUUUCCUUGGACUGCAGACUUUGACAAUUGUUGUAUUAGUUAUGCAUUUCAAUGGUAAUACAGUUCAGGCAACUGCAUUCUUCACCGCUUAUUUAUCAGUUCUACUUGCCGUCGUCAGUGGCUUGACUCCUCUGAAGGUCCUUUGGGCUUGCCAAGCAAUGAAUAUACCCAUUGUUCUUAUUAGUAAGUUAAUACAAGCCUAUACGAAUUAUGCAAAUGGAAGUACUGGACAACUAUCAGCAGUGACUGGUUUUAUGCUAUUCUUUGGAUCUCUAGCAAGAAUAUUUACUUCUGUUGUGGAGACAGGAGAUAUGACAAUGAUAGUAAUGUAUAUGUGUUCGACUCUUGCAAAUGCUAUAAUAGCUGCUCAAAUUUUAUACUACUGGAAUGUAGGUACAAAUAGCAAAGAUAAACUUCAAAAAGUACAAUAAAUAAAUUAGUAACAUUUUU